Messenger RNA from Anguilla anguilla (European eel), 2105 nucleotides. RefSeq names its product ankyrin repeat domain-containing protein 33B-like. Bases 116 to 1651 code for a protein of 511 amino acids. NCBI's taxonomy places the organism in Eukaryota, Metazoa, Chordata, Actinopteri, Anguilliformes, Anguillidae. The record is from RefSeq and is a predicted model, not a curated record. Gene Ontology annotation, molecular function: protein binding. The transcript is spliced from 4 exons.
AGCUGUACUAUUUUUCUCAGCACCGGUCCUAUGGUAUGCCUUAUUUAGAGGUGACCAGGACAGUCCAAGGAGACUGGGAUUCGUGUGCUAGGCUGUUCUUGCACUCUGUGGUUAAAUGGUGUUGAUAAUGGACGACGGAGGAGGAUCUUCUUCUGUCAAACUUAACCAAGUUCAGCCAGAAAGUAACAUCAAGUCGGGGGCCGAGGAGCAUGACGAGUAUUUGGGAUCUUGUGACGCUGGAUAUGACGACGACGACGACGACGACUAUGAUGAUGUCUAUCAGGAAUUUGAGGAGUAUGAAGACUUCUCCGAGUUACCGGAUGGCAGGAGUAUCGCUUCGGACGACUCUUUCUAUCCGCCUGAUGACAACUUAGCCUACGUUAGAUCUCCGAGUCCGGAGAGUCCGGCACCUCUUACCUUUUUCCAAGCGUGUUGUAACAAUAACGCCAUAAUCGUCAAAAUCAUGAUACGACAAGGAGUGACUGAGGAAGAAGUCAAAGAGACAGAUAAGAACAAAAGGACGGGACUCAUCGUGGCCUGUUACCAAGGUUACGUGGACGUGGUCAUCGCCCUGGCUCAAUGCCCAUAUGUGGACAUAAACUGGCAGGACAACGAAGGGAACACGGCCCUCAUCACCGCUGCCCAAGCAGGACACGCCAUGAUCACCGGCUACCUGCUGAGCUACUUCCCGGGCCUGGACAUCGAGCGGCGCAACUGCCACGGCUUCACCGCCUUGAUGAAGGCCGCCAUGCAGGGGAGAUCGGCCUGCGUGCGCGCCCUGAUGCUGACAGGCGGAGACGUGGACGCGCGGGACUACGGGCGCAAGCUGACCUCGCGGGAGUGGGCGCAGUUCACGGGCCGGCACGAGACGGCCCGCCUGAUGCUGCGUCUGCUGGCCCAGCCGUGCGCCGAGCAGUUCUGCGACUCCUACCGGCCCGUCUGGCCGCCGCUGGCCCGCCUGGUGGCCGAGGCCCGCGAGCCGCGCGGCUGCGGCAGGAAGCUGUCGGAGAAGCUGUGCGGCGCCUUCUCCUUCACCCUCAGCCUGAAGACGGACCCGCAGGAGGACGGCGUGCUGGACCACAUGGUGCGCAUGACCACCGGGCUGGCCAGCCCCUUCGUGGCGGUGGCCUGCCGGACGGUGUGCCCCGGCAGCCCCCCCUGCGUGGGCAAGCGGCGGCCCGCCGUGCAGGAGAUCCUGCGGCGCCAGCGGGUGGAGCAGCUGAGGAGCGCCGGCGGCGAGCGCCUGGACGCCUACAAGCGGCUCUUCCAGAACUCCCGCGUGAUGCUGGUCCCCCGGCGGCGCGACCGGCGGGCCAGCCUGCAGCCGCAGGCCCUGCGGGAGGCGGCGGAGGCGGCGGCGGCUGCAGCCGCCGGCACGGCGCUGGCCCUGCGGCGGACCAGCCUGCUGCCGCUGCACAUGCUCCGGCGGAGCAGCGUGCGGCCCGGUGCGGUGGUGCCCAAGCUGCGCGUCUGCAAGGCCCCCCCGUCCACCUACCGGCCCGACAAGCCCGCCCGCAGGAAGAGCGGCGCCAAGGAGGCCUGCUUCCUCCAGGUCCCCAAGUGGAGGUACAAGGAGCUGAGGGACGAGAGGAGGAAGGCAGAGGAAGAGGAGAGGAAGAACCUGGAGAUGUUCUACAGGAGGAAGAGGUGAGGGCACACAGAGCCGGACACGCACGGGGAAACAGGAAGUGCACAAGGGACAGGAAGGGAUAAUCCCAUCAGCCUUUAGCGGUCUAUGAGAAACAGGAAGUGGUAGUAUUGGCAGCGUUCGCCAAUGCUGAGGAAACGGGAAAAAAACAGGCUCAACAGUAUUCAGCUGUGUAAGGGAAAUGGGAAGUGGUGACCUCAGCAGCUCUCAGCUAUGCACAGGAAACGGAGCGGGAUUAUCCCAUCGGCUGAUGGCCAUGUGCAACAAAGUGGAUGCGACAACCCCCUGAGCUUGUGCAGAGACUGUGAAAGCUGCCGAGCUGAGCCAUGGCUUUCUGCAAGAAUUUCAUGCAUUUAAUAUUUGAUAGGAAUUUAUUUUGCACAGGUAAUAGAGUGGAAAGAGACACAAGACGGUAAGAGUAGCAUCAGACACAAAAAGUCAGAACCAGAAACUUGAC